AUGUCUGACUACAAGCCAACCGAGCACGACGGUCUCCGCAAGGACGGCCAGCCCGACAAGCGUGUCCAGCAGACCGAGUUCGCCCACGGCAAAGUCGACCCCGUCGAGGCCGGCAAGAAGGGUGGCCACAGCAGCGGAGGCGGCAACUCUGACUCCAGCUCCGGAGGCAGUGACGCUCCCCAGGGCGCCGCUCACCUCGGUGGCGAGGGUCUCCGCAAGGACGGCCAGCCCGACCAGCGCUUGAAGAUGAACAAGGACUCUUGA
Cladophialophora yegresii CBS 114405 is the source of this 264-nucleotide messenger RNA. RefSeq lists its product as uncharacterized. The transcript has 2 exons. Lineage: Eukaryota; Fungi; Ascomycota; Eurotiomycetes; Chaetothyriales; Herpotrichiellaceae. The record is from RefSeq and is a predicted model, not a curated record. The coding region runs from base 1 to 264 and encodes 87 amino acids.